Messenger RNA from Sardina pilchardus (European sardine), 2501 nucleotides. RefSeq names its product pleckstrin homology domain containing, family B (evectins) member 2 (gene plekhb2). NCBI's taxonomy places the organism in Eukaryota, Metazoa, Chordata, Actinopteri, Clupeiformes, Clupeidae. Gene Ontology annotation, biological process: regulation of cell differentiation. The transcript is spliced from 8 exons. The record is from RefSeq and is a predicted model, not a curated record. Bases 133 to 807 code for a protein of 224 amino acids. Gene Ontology annotation, cellular component: membrane.
AUCACCAACAUUUCAAAAGUCAGCUGAUGAGUUAGUCAUCGAGUGGGAGUCCCUGGGUCUUGUUUUCUCUACUAGUCUUGGUCUACAAACACACGGGAUCCACGUCUUUAUUGCGUUGCGCCCAGAUCCAGGAUGGCUCUUGUGAAAAGUGGAUGGCUUCAUAGACAGAGCACCAUCUUGCGGCGAUGGAAAAAGAAUUGGUUUGACCUUUGGUCUGAUGGAAGGCUUGUGUUCUAUGAUGACCAGCAGCGACGUGACAUGGAGGAUGAGAUACACAUGAGAAUUGACUGCAUAAACAUCCGCAAUGCAAAUGCAUGUCGAGAAUUGACACCACCUGAGGGCAAGGGUCGGGAUUCCCUUCUGCAGAUCGUCUGCAGAGAUGGACGGGUUAUCAGCAUCUGUGCAGACAGCUCUGAUGAUUCUCUGGCAUGGACAAUGGCUCUCCAGGAUGCUAGAGUUAACACGGUUGUGGCUACACCCCAGAUUGGCAUGGCUGAGGAGGUUGUUGCCACGGCCCCUCCGCCAUACUCUGAGUGUGCCCCAGCCUCUCAGGUUUACUGUCCAGACCAAUAUGGAGGCUAUGUCCCUCAGCCUCCUCCACAUGGCACCCAAAUGGUUUAUUCUCCUGAUGGUCAAUACUACACCGUUGCUUACCCAUACCAGUAUCAAGGAGCUUACCCUCCUCCUGGAGUCAACCACGUCGUUGUCCAGGAGCGUCGCCGUGACGACGCAGGUGAUGUAGCGCUGGGCAUGCUUGCAGGUGCUGCGACUGGAUUGGCUCUUGGAUCUCUCUUCUCUGUGUUCUAAUAUGUUGCUCCCAAACUCAUGUAAAGAUUUCUUACUCCACAGAUCACAUAUUGUUAAGGCAGCUGUCCAAGUGAAGGUUUAACUGCAGUAUCACUGCAAUAUAAUAGCUAUUAUCCUUGUUUUAGUUGGGCUUUGAAGUGUAUCUGUGUGAACUAACCUUUCUGUCUUUGUACCAAAGACCUAUUAUCCCCUGUACCUCACUUUAUGUCAGGCUUCUUAGUAAGUAAGUUACACAUCUAUGAAAAUAACUAUGUUAACCAAAUAUAAUGAUGAAGGGAACAAUAUUUUAUUUAGAUUCAUGUAUUGAUGAGUAUUCAUUUUGAUAUGGGCUAGAUGAAGUCUUAAUGUGAUUUUUCAUGAAGGCCCACUUUGAGUCACCAUGAUGGAAUCAGAGUUUCAGAUAGGUGAAACCUCCUUUGACACAAUAUGGGUAGAUAUCAACUUCUUUGAUUAUUGGUCUAGUAUGUAAGUAUUGGUGCCUUCAGGGUCUCCCUGUUUUGGCAAUUGUGGCUUUGCACUUUCUUAAACUUUUACACACCCAAGCACACCCUCCUCAUUCAGUUUUAACUCCAGGAUGUUUCUUUUCUGAUGUGUUCAUAAUAAGAAUUUAGUUUUAUGUUAUUCUUGUCAUGUUCUAAAUGUUUUUCUGAUAUGUGCAGUAGAUUUUACACUCCAUAAGAUCAAUAAUUAGACUCUGAUCGACCAUUUAUCUGUGUGUGUAUAUAUCUAUAUCAAAUAUCCAAGACUUGGGAUUGGUCAGAACAUUUCAUCACCUUGUGUCUUUCAGAAUAUGUGUCAUUAUUUAUUGUCUCCGAUAUGUACAAACAGAUGCACAAAUAUGAAGGGUAAUUAGGGAAACUAUAGGUAAUUUACUCACAUACUUCACUCAGUAGCCUCAGGGCAUCCAGCUAUUAUAAAUGAUGGAUCAGGACUUCUUCCAUUCAAAUCGCCAUGCACUUUCACAAAUGAAUUAUUUGUCAUUGAAGCUAUUUAUUUGCUUUGUGUUUUCCACAUAAUUUGUUUUCCCUUCUAAAUGAGUUACUGACCAUGUUCAAUAGACCUCUGAAGUUCGCCUACAAAAAAGCCACCAUCUUUGCCCAAAUAAGGAGAUCCGGUAUCUCAAGAUUUUUUCUAUGGGAAAAUAACAUGGGGAUUUUGAAUUAUCGCACCUGUUACACUCUCACUGGGACGAAGAAAUUGGAAAAGCAGACGUUUUGCGCUACAAAGUUUUGUCCUCUGCCUUCAAGUGCAUACUGUGAUCUUCGAUAGGUGAAGAUGGCACACUUUGAUCUUCGCUACCCCAGAGCUAACUUACAAUGCAACUUGCCAUAGGCAGUUAGCUUCAAUUAACUCCCGGAUCUCCUUAUAUGGGCAAAGAUGGCAGCUUUGGAUCCUUUUUGUAGGCGAACUUCAGAGGUCUAUACUAAGAUAUUUUGUCCCCUACGAGAUGACUGGUCAGAGGGCCAGCAGUCUGAUAGAAGUUCAUUACUUUGUUCUGCUUAUACUAUAUGUAAUGUAAUAUCUUCUGAGUGGCAUUUCUGAUGAUUCUCUUGAGGAUGGAUUUUUAACAUACAUGCUACAUUGCACAAAAAUGUAUUGUUAUUAUUUACAAAGGUCUUGGAUUUCAAGUCAAUAAUUUAUUGUCAUUUUAUUCAAAGUUAACAUUACAAUAAAAUGAAUACAUGUAUGAAAGU